Molecule: messenger RNA, 807 nt
Organism: Osmia bicornis bicornis
Lineage: Eukaryota; Metazoa; Arthropoda; Insecta; Hymenoptera; Megachilidae
Exons: 1
Coding region: 1-807 (268 amino acids)
Source: RefSeq, a predicted model, not a curated record
AUGGCCGUGGAAGCCAAUAAGGUGAGCAUUAAAAUUCCACCAUUCUGGCCGGAAAAACCGGAAAUAUGGUUUUAUCAGGUGGAAGCCCAGUUUGAAAUUAAUGGAAUCACGACCGAACUCACAAAAUUUAACUAUCUCGUCUCGCAGUUAGAGCCAAAAUACAUAGAGGACAUCUGGGAUCUCGUUAAUGAUAAAAAUGCUACUAAUAAAUAUACCACAGCUAAGGAGAGGCUCUUGAGUGUAUUUCGAGAAUGCGAGAAUAGGAGGAUUAAACGGUUGGUCACGGGUAUUGAACUGGGAGACGUGAGACCGAGCCAACUCCUACAAAAAAUGAGGUCAUUGGCCACCGAGGACAUCUCGGACAAGGUUUUAGGAACCUUGUGGCUGGACAAAAUGCCCGAUUAUAUUAAAAACAUACUACUUGUGUUAGAUGAGAGUCUGGUUAAGUUAGCAAGUAUGGCAGACAAGAUCGGCGAAAUGAACCCACGUCGAGAACUUUGUACCACCAGUCAAGGCACUAGCCUCAUGGAAGAGCUAAUGCGGAAAAUGGCAGACCUGGAAUUACAGGUAGCCCAAUUAGGGGCGAGCAGGUUGCCACGGCCCAGGAAUCGCAGCACGGACCGCGGUGCGAGUAGCACCAAAUUUAGGAACAGACGACGAAGCGGCAUCAGGAAGCGAUGCGAUCCGAAGGGGAAAUAUUGCUAUUAUCACUUCAGAUUUGGUGCUGGUUGCAUACCGGAUAAGUGCACCUCCCCUUGCGCUUGGUCCCAGAAGCCAACGGGAAACGUAAGCCCGCAGCCGAAUUAG